AGCAUGGAGAGGCUUGUUCAGCGCAUGUAUUGUCUGGGCAUGCGCGAUCCGCCUCCUGCAAACAUCAUGGCGCAGCAAGAACCAAAUGGAGAUUUUCCAUAUUUACCUUCAGGGGCGGCCGAGGUGAACCGAAUGAUAAAGGAGAACAGCGACUUGUUCUCCGAUUCUCAAUGUAAAGUGUGUAGCGCCGUCUUAAUCUCAGAAUCCCAGAAACUUGCACAUUACCAGAGUAAAAAACAUGCAAGCAAAGUACGCCGAUACAUGAGCAUUCAUGGCAGCGAGGAGCCCAUCGCGAAACGGUUCAAGCCUUCAGGAGAUGAUCAGAGUAAUGUUGAUGAAAAGGACAAAUACAAAGCAUGCAGUGUGUGCAACAUGACCUUCUCUUCCCCGGUGGUGGCACAGUCCCACUACCAGGGCAAAGUUCACUCCAAGAAUCUUCGCAUGCAGAGCAUCGGCUCUCAGACUCCUGCAUUACCUCAGCCCAAAGCGCAGGCGAAAAAGGAUGACGGUAUGCAGGGGCCAGCAGAGCAGGACCCCAACCGUUUCUGCUCCAUCUGCCAGGCCUCCUUCAACAAUCCCCUCAUGGCUCAGCAACACUACAGUGGCAAGAAGCAUAAAAAACAUAUGAAUAAACAGAAGCUGAUGGAGACCUUUGGGCCCUCCACUGCACCAGCCUCCACAGUGAAGGGCUACCCAUGUACUGUGUGCAAUAUUGAGCUGAACUCAGUGGAGCAGUACCAAGCCCACAUCAGUGGCUCCAAACACAAGAACCAUGCCAAGCCCAAGAAAGGUCCGAAUGCGUUCGCCCCUCCACCUGACAACUACCAGCCUGAUUACCAGUAUCCCACCAAUGAGGAUUGCCUGGAGGAUCCCGCGGAGUGGGACAGCUUCAACGUGGCCUACGAGUGAGAAGACGCCUCCAGCAUCCUCUGCCCUCCACUCAUUCGUGACAAGCUUCCUCUGUUUAGGCACAGGUCAAUGUGUGUCUGCACUGUGCAUCUCCUAAUACCAGCUCUUUCUCCACACAGCAUCUCUUCCUUCUGUCACUCUCACGCUUUCACCGCUGAGGGACCACAAUAAUCUUCCACAACUUUUUUUUUUACUCCAUUUUUCCUCUCCAAAACCCUGAGGCAAAACUUAGUGCUGCAUUUUUCUCCAGUGUUAGGAUUGUGUUUAUUAGUGUUACUAUUAUCAGUUUACAAGAAUUCAUUUUCAUAAUCUCCACAAGCAAGCGCAGGCUCCGAAGGUGGUUUCAGGAGACGUUUUUUUUUUUUUCUAAAUGCGAUCGAUAUUCUUGUUUGUUGCUUUUUUUUAUGUUAAAAUGCUCAAGUGUGUUUUGUGUUUAUUGAAUGUCUGUGCAGUGCAAAGCUGUUGAAGUUGAUAGUGUGCAACGUUUGGAGAGAAUGUUUGUUUUUUGAGAGCUUAAGAGUGAUUUUUAUUUCGUUUCUGUCAUCUUUUGAGGAAAACAAAAAGGAAAAAUAGUUUUUAAGCAAUUUUAGUGAUUUGCUCUGUUUGUCCUGGACUUCUCAAGGCUUCUUUUCAUCUUCAUGUAAACAUACAUCUUUAAGUAGGACGUAUACUGUAAUAUAAUAUGCUUAGAGAUUUAUAAGUGGUGCUUCAGUUCAUUUCAUUUCAUUAUAGUCAUGACAUAGAUUCUCGCGGUGUAUUCUGGUGUACAGCUGUUUUGAUUUUUAAAGUUAAAAUAUCGAUUAGUUUUAAAAGUACUCUUUUAGAGGUUAAUGUGUCCCGAAUCAACUUUGGAAGAAUAUGUGGCAAGUUUCUGAUGAUAUGACUAAUCUCUGGCUUGCAUUACAGGUGUAAGAAGUUAUUGCUAAGACGUAAAAGCAGCAAUAGUUCGAUUAGUGUUUAGUACCUUCAUAUGAAUUCUAAAUAUUUAAUUUUAUUAAGGGGGAUUAUAGCUGAAGUCGAUGUGAAAGUUUGAAGCGCUGCUUUUGUCACUGAAGAACUGAUUGUGAGAGAUUUUCUUUUUCUCGUUGUGUGUUUUCAAACUCAAGUUUUCUACUUACAAAUCCGCCAUGUUAGAUGUGUGUUUGAUGAGGUGAAGGUUAAUGCAGACUCAUUCAGAUCUGAGCGUAAACACAAGAAGAUCGGUUGAAGAAUUACUGUAAUGAAUCCAGACAAUGUUGCUAUUCUUGGGAGCCUGAGAUGUUCAACUAAUGUUUGUUUGUUUUUUCAUCCUUCCCCAACGUUAAAGGCUUCAGAGCAUCACAUCUGCAAUUAUGUGCUGGAUUAAGGCCUUUAAACAUGGUAGCAUCUAUGUUUUUGUUGUCAUUUUUUUUUUUUUUUUGCUUUUAUUGGUCAGGUUAAUUUUUAAGCGACUGUGUGAGCCUAAAGAGAUGUACGUUACUUUUCAUCCAGUAAAAUGUUUUGAGUAAA
Molecule: messenger RNA, 2397 nt
Organism: Danio rerio (zebrafish)
Lineage: Eukaryota; Metazoa; Chordata; Actinopteri; Cypriniformes; Danionidae
Gene: znf346
Product: zinc finger protein 346
Cellular component (GO): cytoplasm; nucleus
Molecular function (GO): nucleic acid binding; zinc ion binding
Source: RefSeq, marked provisional